Phragmites australis (common reed) is the source of this 1026-nucleotide messenger RNA. Its product is annotated as non-specific lipid transfer protein GPI-anchored 5-like. NCBI's taxonomy places the organism in Eukaryota, Viridiplantae, Streptophyta, Magnoliopsida, Poales, Poaceae. Bases 321 to 848 code for a protein of 175 amino acids. The transcript has 3 exons. The record is from RefSeq and is a predicted model, not a curated record. Gene Ontology annotation, biological process: lipid transport. Gene Ontology annotation, molecular function: lipid binding.
CUGAAAGACUGACGAAAAAUCAAACGCCAGAACACAAGAGUACAAGGCUGAAUGGUAUUCUGAAUUCUGAAAUCCUGAAGUGCUUGCUAUAGCUGCUGCAUAACCAUUCCUGCAAGAAAACCAUUUUCGUUUGCAGGAGUAGGAAAGUUCAGCUCGGCUCAGCCACUUAACGACUCUGUCCUCCUCUUUCUUGGCCAUCUCUGCAGCCCUCAAAACCACCUAUAAAACCACUCACAAAUCAGCAGAUCAGACACAGAUCACAGGAACCUAGCAAUCAAUUGUCAGCAAGUCAAGAAGGAAGCAAGCAGCUAAGAAAAGAAAUGGCGGCAAGAGCAGUGGCCAUCCUCGCGGCGGCGAUGAUGCUGGUCGUGACGCUCCUGGCCGGCGGUGCGUCGGCGCAGUCGCCGUCGCCGUCGAGCCAGUGCACGUCGGUGCUGGUGAGCCUGUCGCCGUGCCUGAACUACAUCUCGGGCAACGAGUCGACGGCGCCGGCGUCGUGCUGUUCGCAGCUGGGGAAGGUGGUGCAGUCGGACCCGCAGUGCCUCUGCGUCGCGCUCAACGCCGACCCGGCGUCCCUGGGGCUCAACGUCAACCGGACCCGCGUGCUGGGACUCCCCGACGCGUGCAAGGUGAAGACGCCUGACAUCAGCAACUGCAAAGGUGCUGCCGCCGCUCCGACAUCGCCGUCUUCGGGGACGCCGGCCGGACUGACGCCAGCCUCGGGCGCCACAGGGUCCAACACGACGCCGACGACACCCGGGAACGGUGCCGCCGCGUCGCCGCGGGGGUCGGCCGGCCUGGUCGCCGGCUUCAUCGUCGCCGCCGUUCUCGCCGUCGCCGCCAUGUGAUCCGACGCGAUCUGUAUUGAGUCAGAGGUUUCAGCUGGGUUUUGGCACGUUUGUAGGAAUUGAGACUUGAGAUACCCUCAUCUGUGAUUUGAGAUUUGUACCCGUGAGAUAGUUUGAUUAUCUAUAUUUGAUUCAUCUCUGCAUUCGUUCUGAAUAAAGAUGCCUCAAUAGUUUUUUC